Aspergillus terreus NIH2624 is the source of this 1551-nucleotide messenger RNA. RefSeq lists its product as uncharacterized. Lineage: Eukaryota; Fungi; Ascomycota; Eurotiomycetes; Eurotiales; Aspergillaceae. The coding region runs from base 1 to 1551 and encodes 516 amino acids. The record is from RefSeq and is a predicted model, not a curated record. The transcript is spliced from 2 exons.
AUGGCUCCCGUGCGUUUUUCGGGAGUCUGUCUCUUAGCGUUGAUUUCCUGGAUCAACAUUUCCAUCGUGAAUCAACCUGUCCAGGCGCACCCGAUUGUGAACCCCGAUAAUGGGCUGAACAAUCUUGACUUUGGAGCGGCCCAUGCCGCCCGCAGCCUAGAAAUACGGGAGGCUGGCGACGCCAACUGCGGCGAGAGCUGCAGAACCAGAGGUGAGGGGGAUCCUGGGGCCGGUACCUCCGCUACCGGUUCGUCGGGCGUGGGCACCAUCGGAUCGGGCGUCACUGUUAUCAGCGGCCAGCCACCCGAUAUCGACAGCGGUCGUUCUUCAUCCGGCGGUGGUAGCGGUGGUGCUGAUCCCGGCACCCACCUAGGAACUAGUAGUGCGGCUAGUGCUGGAGGCACUAGUUCCAGUGGCUUCCUGGGCGGCUCCAAAUCCGGCGGCUCUACUGGUGGUGGUGCUAGUACCUCUGCUGGCGGUGACCCUCCUGGUGUCUCCACUGGAUUCUCUACUGGUUCUUCUACUGGUGGUGCUACUGGUUCCUCCGCUGGUGGUGACCCUCCUGGUGUCUCCACUGAUCUCUCUACUGGUGGCUCUGGUGGUGGUGGCUCUGGUGGUGGUGGCUCUGGUGGUGGUGGCUCUGGAGCUGGUGGCCCUGGAGCUGGUGGCCCUGGAGCUGGUGGCCCUGGAGCUGGUGGCCCUGGAGCUGGUGGCCCUGGAGCUGGUGGCCCUGGAGCUGGUGGCCCUGGAGCUGGUGGCCCUGGAGCUGGUGGCCCUGGAGCUGGUGGCCCUGGAGCUGGUGGCCCUGGAGCUGGUGGCCCUGGUGCUGGCCCUACCGGUGGUGGCCCUGGUGGUGUUUCCACUGAUCUCUCUACCGGUGGUACCUCUGGUGCCGGUGGCCCUGGUGGUGGCUCUGGUGGUGGCUCUGGUGGUGGCUCUGGUGGUGGCUCUGGUGGUGGAUCUACCGGUGGUGGCUCUACUGGUGGUUCUACUGGUGGUUCUACUGGUGGUUCUACUGGUGGUUCUACUGGUGGUUCUACUGGUGACUCUAUUGGUAUUGCCUCUAUUGGUGCCUCUACUGGCGGUUCCUCUGCAGGCACCUCCUCAAACAGCCCUGGAUCAGGGUCAGCCAGCAGUGGAGCAAAAGCAGAUGGACACGCCGACGCCAACGCGAACGCAAUGGCGGAAGCAUCCUCUGGCGGAAACACCGUCGGUGAUCCGGGGUCCUCCAGCCUCGCCGAGGCGCAAGCCCAUGCCCGUGGAGUCGCGGUCGGCGUCGGCCCUGUCACCUCCAACCAAGGCAGUGGAGCGGCCGGCGCGUCCGACAACGCCGCGGCGUCAACCAGCUCGGGCCAGAACGGCGGCGCGAGCAACAAUGGAGCAGGGACCAAUGUUAAUGUCGUCACCGACGUUCCUGGUGCCAGGCCGAGCCCGGAUGGGGGUGAAGGUAAAAACAACAACCAGCCUCCCAAGACCCAGGAUGGGCUUGUUAACUCUUUGCUGGGGAAGUUGACUUCGUGGGUUGAUAGUGCGCGACGAACCGAAGGGUGA